This is a messenger RNA of Cebus imitator (Panamanian white-faced capuchin), 6406 nucleotides long. It is a transcript of the gene NIPA1, whose product is annotated as NIPA magnesium transporter 1. Gene Ontology annotation, molecular function: magnesium ion transmembrane transporter activity. Bases 57 to 1046 code for a protein of 329 amino acids. The transcript has 5 exons. Lineage: Eukaryota; Metazoa; Chordata; Mammalia; Primates; Cebidae. Gene Ontology annotation, cellular component: membrane. Gene Ontology annotation, biological process: magnesium ion transport. The record is from RefSeq and is a predicted model, not a curated record.
GCGGGGCGCGGCGCGCAGGCGCAGGCGCGGAGGGCGGGCGGGCGCGCGCGGGCGGAAUGGGGACUGCAGCUGCGGCGGCGGCGGCGGCGGCGGCGGCGGCGGCCGGGGAGGGGGCGCGCAGCCCGAGCCCCGCCGCCGUGUCGCUCGGCCUGGGCGUGGCCGUGGUGUCGAGCCUGGUGAACGGGUCCACGUUCGUGCUGCAGAAGAAGGGCAUCGUGCGCGCCAAGCGGCGAGGUACUUCCUAUUUAACAGACAUUGUGUGGUGGGCUGGCACAAUCGCAAUGGCAGUUGGCCAGAUUGGAAACUUCCUGGCGUACACGGCAGUCCCCACGGUCCUCGUAACUCCCCUGGGCGCCCUUGGAGUGCCGUUCGGGUCCAUUUUAGCUUCCUAUCUCCUGAAGGAAAAGCUCAACAUCUUGGGCAAGUUGGGGUGCCUGCUAAGCUGUGCAGGCUCUGUUGUGCUGAUCAUCCACUCCCCAAAGUCUGAGAGUGUGACGACUCAGGCUGAGCUGGAAGAGAAGCUGACCAACCCAGUGUUUGUGGGCUACCUGUGCAUCGUGCUGCUCAUGCUGCUGCUGCUCAUCUUCUGGAUCGCGCCAGCCCACGGGCCCACCAACAUCAUGGUCUACAUCAGCAUCUGCUCUUUGCUGGGCAGUUUCACCGUGCCUUCCACCAAGGGCAUUGGGCUGGCGGCCCAAGACAUCUUGCACAACAACCCAUCCAGCCAGAGAGCCCUCUGCCUGUGCCUGGUGCUUCUGGCCGUGCUCGGCUGCAGCAUCAUCGUCCAGUUCAGGUACAUCAACAAGGCGCUGGAGUGCUUCGACUCCUCGGUGUUCGGGGCCAUCUACUACGUCGUGUUCACCACGCUGGUCCUGCUGGCCUCGGCCAUCCUCUUCCGGGAAUGGAGCAACGUGGGCCUGGUGGACUUCUUGGGGAUGGCCUGUGGAUUUACGACCGUCUCCGUGGGGAUUGUCCUUAUACAGGUGUUCAAAGAGUUCAAUUUCAACCUUGGGGAGAUGAACAAAUCUAAUAUGAAAACAGACUAGAUUGCAGUAGGGGCUUGGAUGGUUCGAGGAACAGGCAUUGGAGGUAGUCCUGAUGGGAUGUGAAGAAGAGGUCCUCGAUCUUGGUGUUAGGAGUUGACUGGAUGGUAAAGGUGGUCUGGUGGACAGGGGGAGUGGGGCUUAGCAAGAGAGCAGAGGCCCAGCCAGCCCUCUGCAGCCCAAAAGUGACCAACGGUUGCCUGGCACCAUGUCUCAUAUGAGACAAAUCUCAUUUUCAUUUCCAUUAACCAGGAAGCUUUCAUGAAUAUUCUCUUCUUUUAAAACAUUUUAACAUUAAACAGAAAAAGAUGGGCUCUUUCUGGUUAGUUGUUACAGGAUAGCAGAGAGAUUUUUACUUAGAUUACUUUGGAAAUGAGAGAUGUUGUCUUGAACUCUGGUUUACAGUGAAUGUGUCUGUGGUUGUCUUAGUUUGCAUUAAGCAUGUAUAACAUUCAAGUAUGUCAUCCGAGUAAGAGGCAUAUACAUUAAAUUGUUUUUAAUCCUCUGACAAGUUGACUCUUCGGCCCUCACCCCCACCCAAGACAUUUAAAUAGUAGAGAAGAGUUAAUGAACAUGAUGGAGUGUUCCACCGGCAGGAUGACUUUUCAAUAGCUAAAAUCAAUUUCAGUGCCUUUAUCACUUGAAUUAUUAACUAUUACUGUGUAUAUGUUCUUAGGUUAGAAUAAUGCAACUUCCUUGAGUAUGCUUUAAUAUUUCAGUAUUCAAGUUACAAAUGUACACGGCAGUUAGAAAUAAUGCAGUCACAUGUCACUUAGUGACAGCAAAACAUUCUGAGAAAUGCAAUGUAAGUGGACUGUAUUGUGUGAACAUCAGGGAGUGCACUUACACAAACCUCGAUGGGACACCUCUUACCUACCUGGAGUGGAUGGCACAGCGUGUGACUCUACUGAAUACUGUGCACAAUUGUAACACAGUGGUGAGUGUUUGUGUUUCCAAACAUAGGAAGGGUACAGUAAAACUACAGUAUUACGAUCCUACAGGAUCACUGUCAUGUAGGUGGUGUGUCUUUGACAGAAACAUGUUUACAUGGUGCAUGACUGUAUAUUCAUUGGAAGAUAGUCAAGACUAAAGACACAUUAGAGCAAAGUGACCCGUUUAACUUGGUUAUUGUUCAAUUAAAGACAGUUGAUUUAAGUAGCAUGAGAUAUUAUUUUAUUUGUAUUCAAUCUAUAUACCUGGGAUUCAGUAUCAAAUAAAUCCACAUUCUUUAUCAGGAAGCAUUUAUGGCCUUUCAGAGGAAAUAAAUUCUGUACCUUGAUAAUAAAGCUAAAUGGGAGAGUACCUGUUCAGUAGCUCAUGGAUCGAGUUCCCUGUCACAGAGGAAUAAGUUAAAGGACACAAUUGAGGUUAGGCUAGUUUCCAAAAAUCAUAACAAACACUUUUGAAAAGAAUUUCUAGCAAAAAAACCAAUGAAUAUAGCCAUCUCUUUGUUGUUUGCAAUGGCAGAGCAUCCUAGAGUUCCUCACCUAAACUCUCAUUAUAUGUCCUAAAUGCAAAAGAGCCAUUGAUUAUGCCAGUAUUUGAAUCAAAGAGGCCAUUCUUCUGUCUGUCGUAACCAUGCAUGUGUUCCAAAUGGAGCAAAGCAUGAAGUGAUGCAAAUGUUUCACCACAGGGAACAAUGCCAGGCUGAAAGAUGGGGUUGGGCAAAGUAAAUUAGGUAAAGUAGAACAUAACAUUUAAUAGUACCUGAUUAAAACUCUUCAGUAAGAAAAAAAUGUGUUUUUAUAGGCAAAAGGAACAUUUCUAAAGUGAAGUCUCCAGGAAUGGCUUCCUAAAGUGUUGAGUAAAGAGGUGAAAUAAAAUGAGACUAGUUUAAUACAGAGAGAAAUCACCUUAAAUCAAAAGUGUACGUGAUGAUCAUGGGUUGUCAGUAAUUUGUGAACUAAGAGCAGCAACAAAAUCAUUUUUAGAAAUUUUAAAUCCUCUAUUAAUGGAUGGUUAACAAUGUUCAAAGUCCGUUACCCCUUUUAUCAUCAGUGCUUUUGGGAAUGCAGGCCUUAAGUUAUGGAACUGAACUUUCUGAAAACAUAGUACAUCAGUCAGUGUACUUGUAGGCAUAAAAAUGGUUUCCUAGGUCAGGAGCGUGAGCUAUUCAGCGAAUACAUGUGGUUAACAAAUGUCAUGAGAAAGCUCAUGUAUCACAUGAAAAUUACCACGUUUUACCACAGCUUUCAUGUGGGAUUUAAUUAAAUGCAGCCCUUGGUGUACCUUAUUACACUUUAGUCCACAAGUAUACCAUUGAUACUGAGACUUGGUAUUUUCCUGAUCUUUUCUAUAAUGUUUUUAAAGUAAAAUCUCAAAGUACUAAUAGCUAUUCUCCCCUUGAAAGUGACUGGUCCUGGGACAGCUGGAAUCUUCCAGGGUUACCUCCGUUCAGCCGAUACUUCAAUAGGGUACAUAGCUCUUCUUCCAGGGAAACAAAGUUCAUAUCAUCCAUUGUUUUUCAAGCACGUGACACUAGCCUCAAAGUAAAUGACAUGACCAGUGGUUGAACAGUCUAAUUUUCAAAUUUCAUAUAGAGCAUAUAACUUCUGAUUUAAUCGUAUUUAUUUUAAAAAUCUAUGUUUUCACCAUUCAUUUGGAAACAAACAAAAAAAAAAGCCCCAAGUGAGAACUUUGGGAGAAGGCCUAGAACAUGGAUAGAUUUCUUAGUGGCCUUUCCAAAAGUAAAUGCACUUGAAAUAUUUUCAAAUUAUCAUACCGUUCUUUGAAAAAAAAGAUGCUUACUGUAUACUUGUUUUCAGGCAUCCUCUAAAAUCAAAGGUUUUGAUCACAACAUGCAGAUUUCCUCUUGCUAGAUACUGAAAUAGGCCAUUUCUCUCUUCCUCUUGGGCAAUGCCUUGUUUUCUUCUCUGGGUAUUUGCAUUUUAAAGAUUGCUUCCCGUUCUGCUCAUUGAUCAAAGGUAGGGCCGAUUAAGGAUUCUAAUCCUAACCCAUCACCACGAAGGCCCCCGGAACAUCUUCCUGGUUGGCAGGACCUUGCCAUCUCUGUGGAGAAGGUGCUGGGGAGGACAGCCCUUCCCUGCUGCCUGGAGCGAGGCCUUGCCCAUGCUGGGGACGUCGGGGGAGGAAUCUGGUGUUCUGGGGGCCUUGCUCAGCUCUCAUUGCGGUCUUUUCCUGUUAGAAUGUUAGUGAAAUAGACUUCGCAGCUCUCUGUUCAGUGAUGAGGAAUGUUCUUUCAAUUCCCGCUCUUCACGCCGAUUUGCUGUACUCAGUUGUCUUUCCAGAAGUUGAUACCAGCGGUAAUAUGUUGGCGUUUGUUCUUCUUUGGUUUUCACAUCUGUUUUCUGAGAGAAGUGAGCACUAUUCACUUGUGCAGUCGUCUUUCCUUCUUCCUAGAUGGCUCAGCCCUUUUAAAUGUUGUGUUCAACUUCUACAGGCCAGUUCUAGACUUGGACAGGCAGUGUCUCCCAGGUGUGCACAGACACCUGGUCUGUGGAAAUAGGUGUGAUGGCCACAGGCUCCUGCCCUUCCGUCUGCUCGGGAGAUUCCUCUUUUUCUAGCUGCUCAUCUCACCCAGAAGAGGGUAGAGAGUGCUCCCAUUGUUCCCAGAGCCCCUCCCGCCACGCCGAUGCCUGCGCGAUCCUGGCUUAGGCUUCCUGCCACCAAGUAGGAGAGUAGAAAGAGAACAUUUCCGCUUAGGUCUGUUCAUGACUGCAUGGAUUAGCUUCCGUGUUCUGAAGUUCUCCUUUUCACGGUGUCGACACCAAGGGGGUUGUUCACCCGUCAGGCAGGAUUGGAUGGACUCUUGGUGUUUCGCCUUCUCAGGGACCAAAAAUGUAUCAUUGACUCCUUAACCUCGACCUUCCUCCCAAGGACAUGUCCAUGUUCAUUUUUCGUAGGUUUUACUCACAUUCAUGGGUAGAUUCUGUUAAUGUGAGUUGGAAAGAAAAGACCAGUUUGUGCACCAGUCACACCACAAGGCAGUUUAUCAUAUAAAAUACCUCAAUUUUUUGUAUUCCUCAUUCCACCUCACAGUUGUACUGGUGAUGAAUUUUAAGGGUCUGUCCUUUAGCUUGUAGGUGAUGUUUCUCAUCUGGCCAGAUUCUUAUACCUCCAUUGUAUACUUGAAAAGGUUCAGAAUUACAGGAAUAGCGAUGAGAAUUUGGCCCAUUACCACCACUCAUUUAUUUUCAUGCAUAUUCCUCACAUGCAACGAAAUAAUUGUAUUUUAAGAAAAUGUAACUUUGUUACAUCAAAAUCUCUUGUCUAGUAAAAAGUUGAUAUUCUGUAGAACAAGGAUCAUGUAAAUAAACGUCUAUUUCACAUGUACCCAAAGCGUUUAAAAAGCAGUCUAGAGCCCAGAGCAUAAGCCAGGGAGGAGGAUGUUUUUCUUCUUUUCUCUGUUUUUCCCUGAAUUGUGCAAACAUAGGUGAGUCUCUUAACCUUUCUGUGCCUCAGUUUUUCUACCUCUAAAGGGGUGGGAUGGUUCUCCAAAUUGUUUCUAAAACUCCAGCACUUUCAGUGGUGUUCUGGUGGCCUGAGAGGAGAGCGCGGUGUCCGGAAGUGCCGAACGGUGGCAACUCCACUUGCACGACCACGGAACCUGCACAGCCUCGUGUGCUGAGAGGGCAAAGGAAGUGCUGGGUGUAAAGUUUGCAUGAUUCCAUGAAGCUUUAAGUUUCCUUUUUUUGUUUUAAAAGAAAGGGUUUAUAUGUUCUAUUGUAAAAUAUGGAAAUUAAACAGGGACUUGAUAAAGUCUCACUGAAAGACCACCUUCCGAUGAUGUGAUGGGCUCCUCUGACAUUCGGCCGAGGUCUGUGUUCUGAACAAGGUUUAAUGGCCUGUGAAACAUGUAGAUGCUGUUGCACUGAAUUUGUAAUAAAUGAUACUGAACUUCCUGCUUCCAAGCAGCUCAACCCUGAUGAUGAACUGACCCCAGGCGAAUGUCAGGACUCCCAAACCACUAGUGCCAAAGGGUCAUGUUGAAAAGUUCAGAAUAUUUAUUUGUCAGAAUAUAAUAAUUGCCCUCCACCUUAGUAUUUUUGCACUUUACAAAAAUUUAGAUACUGUUUUUCAGUAGCUUGUGUGUUUUGCCUUUUCAAAGGAUAACUAUUAUUUUCUUGAAAAAUUGAAUAUAAUCAUAAAGGAGAGGAAGAUGAUAAAAAUGUCAAAUGUUGAUUGGUUGUUUAAAAGUCUUGUCAUGUAAAUGUGUUGGGGAGUUUCCAAUUAGCAUACAUACACGCGUUUGUCAGUUGCUAAGACUUGCUUCUAUUUUGCUUUCUAGUUGUAGUCAGAGCAUGUUGUUAUUGCCUUAUGUAAAUAAAAAGGCUAUUAAGUUUUCCAGUAAUAUUUAUUAAUCUGUAUGUGUUCUAAAAUAAAAUAACUUAUUUCUAGCUGAA